Molecule: messenger RNA, 6632 nt
Organism: Equus caballus (horse)
Lineage: Eukaryota; Metazoa; Chordata; Mammalia; Perissodactyla; Equidae
Gene: CNR1
Product: cannabinoid receptor 1
Biological process (GO): adenylate cyclase-activating G protein-coupled receptor signaling pathway; regulation of metabolic process
Cellular component (GO): plasma membrane; cytoplasm
Molecular function (GO): cannabinoid receptor activity
Source: RefSeq, a predicted model, not a curated record
UGGGGGUAAAAUAAUGCCACAGGGGGAAAUGCCGAGUUCUGACCUUUCAAAAAUAAAAUUACUCUGCUUGCAUACUAGUUAGGCAGGCAAAUUAGAUAUCCAUGCCCCCUGAUUUUAAUAGAUAGCAUCAGUAUACAUGCAUUUAAAAAGAAUGUGAUGCUUCGUCCUCUAACUAAACCAUAAGUGAUAGUAAUUCAUUUGGUGUGUAAAGUUUGACAUUCUGGUGGAAAUCCGAUCUCACGUUGGAGUGGUCCUGGGCUUUGUUUGUUAUCCACUGUUUUCUGUCUUUUUCUGUUAUCCUUUUCCCAGUGGACUGUGUGCCUCGCUGUCUCGCCUGUAAGGUUGUUCUUCUCUAAUAAGCCUAGCUGCAGGAGCAGUGUGUUCUUUUUGGCAUUUCAAAAUGUUAAAACAGUGAAAUUGUUAAAUGUUACCAAGAUGAAACUCCUGGGAAUGAAAUUCUCCAGAAGAACCACUAUGUUUGUGGCAUGUUACAGUCUUUUCCAAAAGAAAACUCCUUGAAUCGGUUUACCUAUUUUCUCAAGGAGGAAGCAGCCCCAUUGAUUGUGUUGAUAAGUCUUUAGUAUGCAGUGUCAGCUUAUUAAUUACUAAGGCAAAGCCUGAAAAACUCUUUCAAAGCAAUCGUAUGACAUUCUUCUUUGCUUUGACUCAGAAUUAACAUUAACCACCCGGAAAUUUAGACAGGCUCCUUGGUUGUCUUGCAUAUUAGUAUUUGGAGUUAGAAUGGAAUACUUUGCUUUAGAAGAAUAAACUGUUAUGAAAUGGAAUUUAUAAUCGCAGUUUAUAGUUCACCACGCUUACCAAAUGUUUCUUCCCAGCAAACAGUUGGCCUAAUAAGGAAAGGGAUUAUUUCCCAUAAUUAGCUCUCCAGGAAUGCUGCAAAAAGAGUAAUAAAUUGAAUUUGGAAGUACCUAACGACACUUGAUGAGUAAAACAAGAUUUGGUUAUAGCGUCUUGAAUUUGGUUAGUAAGAUGGAGCCUGUCCUCUAGGUUGCUGCCUGUUAUUCUUGGGGUAAUUAUGUUAGCUCAGUUGCAUGAAGAACACAGAUGAGAGCUUUCAUUCCUGCAAAAAAGGAUGCCGUGUCUCCACCAGUGAUUCCCUGUUGCGGGUCUCUUCCUCAGUCGUUUGGAGUUUGGCCUAAUCGAAGACGGAGGUUAUGAAGUCGAUCCUAGAUGGCCUUGCAGACACCACCUUCCGCACCAUCACCACAGACCUGCUCUAUGUGGGCUCAAAUGACAUUCAGUACGAAGAUAUCAAAGGCGACAUGGCGUCCAAAUUAGGGUACUUCCCACAGAAGUUUCCUUUAACUUCCUUUAGAGGAAGUCCCUUCCAAGAGAAGAUGACUGCGGGAGACAGCCCCCAGUUGGUGCCAGCAGACCAGGUGAACAUCACCGAAUUUUACAACAAGUCCCUUUCGUCCUACAAGGAGAAUGAGGAGAACAUUCAGUGUGGGGAGAACUUCAUGGACAUGGAGUGCUUCAUGAUUCUGAACCCCAGCCAGCAGCUGGCCAUCGCCGUGCUGUCUCUCACACUGGGCACCUUCACAGUCCUGGAGAACCUGUUGGUGCUCUGCGUCAUCCUCCACUCCCGCAGCCUCCGCUGCAGGCCUUCCUACCACUUCAUCGGCAGCCUGGCGGUGGCCGACCUCCUGGGGAGUGUCAUUUUUGUCUACAGCUUCGUGGAUUUCCACGUGUUCCACCGCAAAGAUAGCCCCAAUGUGUUUCUGUUCAAACUGGGCGGGGUCACAGCCUCCUUUACUGCCUCAGUAGGCAGCCUGUUCCUCACAGCCAUCGACAGGUACAUAUCUAUUCACAGGCCCCUGGCCUAUAAGAGGAUCGUCACCAGGCCUAAGGCCGUCGUGGCAUUUUGCCUGAUGUGGACCAUCGCAAUUGUGAUUGCUGUGCUGCCUCUCCUGGGCUGGAACUGCAAGAAACUGCAAUCCGUUUGCUCAGACAUUUUCCCACUCAUUGAUGAAACCUACCUGAUGUUCUGGAUUGGGGUCACCAGCGUGCUGCUGCUGUUUAUCGUGUAUGCGUACAUGUACAUUCUCUGGAAGGCUCACAGCCACGCAGUCCGCAUGAUUCAGCGUGGCACCCAGAAGAGCAUCAUCAUCCACACAUCAGAGGAUGGCAAGGUCCAGGUGACGCGGCCCGACCAAGCCCGCAUGGACAUUAGGCUGGCCAAGACCCUGGUCCUGAUCCUUGUGGUUUUAAUUAUCUGCUGGGGCCCUCUGCUUGCGAUCAUGGUGUAUGAUGUCUUUGGGAAGAUGAACAAGCUCAUUAAGACGGUGUUUGCAUUCUGCAGCAUGCUCUGCCUGCUGAAUUCCACCGUGAACCCCAUCAUCUAUGCCCUGAGGAGCAAGGACCUGAGACAUGCUUUCCGGAGUAUGUUCCCCUCAUGUGAAGGCACUGCGCAGCCGCUCGAUAACAGCAUGGGGGACUCUGACUGCCUCCACAAACACGCCAACAACACAGCCAGCAUGCACAGGGCUGCGGAGAGCUGCAUCAAGAGCACGGUCAAGAUUGCCAAGGUGACCAUGUCUGUGUCCACAGACACGUCUGCUGAGGCUCUGUGAGCCUGACGCCUCCCUGGCAGCACAAGAAAAGAAAUUCACUUUUUUUUUUUUAAGCUCAAAAUCUAGAAGAGUCUGUCGUCUCAUCGGUUAUAUUUUUUUAAGUUUACCAUGCUUGGUGAAAAGGUGAUUGUCACCAUGAUCAGUUGUCAGUUCUUUAACGUUUCAAUAGUGUAGGUACUCAAUCUCGGUUCUCCAGGGGUUUACUGUGAAGAAAGCCUAUUGCUUAAGUGACUGGAACGUUCUUCAAAGUCUCAAUGAAAUAGGAGAGAAACCUUUGGCUAUACAAUUUGAAGUCUAAGUACCCAUAGAAAAAUGCCAUCAAAUGCGUAUUGCCUUUGUAACCACAACUUUCAUUAUAAUGUGAAAUGUGUUUGUCCGUAAGUAUCAGAGAUGUCCAUUUUUACAACAGUUAUAGUACGAAAGUAGAACUAUUUUGUAAAAUGUGUUGUGUCCUGUAAGAUGUGUAUCAGUGUUUACUAUGUGUUAUUUAUAUUUGUCUAGUUCAGCAAAACUGAAGGGUAGACUUUUAUGAGAAUAAUGGAACACAAGCAGUGGAUAUAUGCCAAUGAGACCACUUUUUAAAAAAUUAUUGCCCAUGAUAUAACUUUAGAAACCUUAAUAUUUUUUCAACUAUCUCUAUUUAAAUUUGACACUGAAAUAAUCAUAAAGGUUUAUUUUUCUGUUAAUACAACAAGAAGAAUUUGAAGACUCUCCAAAGUAUUGAGAAUUCAUUAACACAAAAAUUUGUUAGCGCUGCAUUUUCAUACAAGGACAUUUAUUAUCUUCUGGAUGAUAGCUGUUCUGUUGAGUGAUGGAUUACAAUCCGAUCUGAAGAGAGAAGGCAUAUUGACUUUUUUGGCUGAUAUCUCUGACUUUCUUUAGUAUUUAGCUAUUACUGGAUCUCUUAAGACAGCAUGUGUCAAUCUUAAUGUAUAUUAUUAUCACUGUGCAAUUGCUGUUUACUUGAAGAGUAUUGCAUUCUUGUAUUCCAGGUUCAAGUAGAUUUCAUGCCUGGGUGGCCAAGCAACAGUCUUCAUUUUUUCUUAAUUGAGAAGUGUUGUCUGGAUCAGUAAAAUUAUACUGUGUGUGAGUGUGAAUAUAAAUGUGUGUAUGUGUGUGUUUCUAUCCUGUAACUGUUACAGUAAUGUCAUAAAGUGAGAAAACUGUGACCAAGUAUGAACUGUACCACUCGCUGCACUCGAGCAAUUGAAUUCAGUUUCUAAAAUUGACUUCUUCCAGAAAUCCUGUUGAUAAAAAUAUUGACCGUAAACAUUCAGAACCUUCCCUCUUAAGAGAUUGGGUCAUGUAUUCCUAAACCGACUUUGAGGCAUUCCCUGAGACCAGUGUUUAGCAAGGAAUAAUCAAUGACAAACAUUCAAGUGAAAGUCUGUAUUUACAGUGUUAAUGUCGGGAAAUGAGAGCGUUUGUUUUCUGAGCACCAGUAUGGAUCAAGUCCGCGGCGAUUUGAGUCAUUAUAGGGGAAGUGGUUCUAAAAGACCCCCAAUGGUAACAUCUUUUGAUCACGUGUGUAGGCAGUGUGAUCCCAGUUUAAGCAGCAGUGUACACCACUUGCUGAAGUAGGACCAACAGGUCUGGCCUUGUGGCUAAGGAGGGCCACCCGGCCGCGGGCGAGACAGAAAAGGGCAGUGAGGAGCCAGCACACUCGUGAGUGAGGCCUGGAUGACACAGGGCUGCUUCUGUGUUUUGCCCACAUGUCACCGGUGACAGUCCAGCACCUGCUUUGUCUGGGGAGGUUCAGGUCAGGAAUAGACCUCUCCUCUCCUGGUUUGCAAGAUGUGCUAACGUGCAAAGAUGAGCCCGGCUUGCUUUCUUCCUACACCCCAGUCUCAUACUCCUCAGUGGUGCCACAGGGGCUCAGAAUUAGGGACUUUCCCAGGAAACUCAACGCUGACAAAUUUUACUUACAAACAACCUACUCCUUAUCCAGAUAAAGCAUGGCACCUGCGGGACCUGCGGGCCUAGGACCGUGAAGUGAAGUGGAGCGCGGGCGUUUCUCUGGUGAUUUCUAGCUAUCUACAUACCUGAGAAGCCUAAUGGGCAGAGUCUUUUCUUGCAGCAUAUGGUCUAAGGCUGAGUGUGGCCUGUGGACCAAGCUGGAAUACUUUUAAUUGUCUGUCUCUACAGCUGGAAUCUGCCUGCUGGUUCCCUUACUGUACCUCUCUGUGAUAUGCAGAUGGGGACUCAGGGUGCUAGGGGAUUCAUAAGAUCUCUUUAGAAAGAGAAAAGAUUAUGGGAAAACUCAACAGCGUCUAGCUUCCAUUUAAGAAUUGUCCCUCUUUUGUCCUGCAUCAUUCUGAGUACUAGUCCACAUGUCUCAAAACUCGUCUGGCAGUACCAGCUCUCUUCUUACAGCUGUGAAAAGCUGGUGAGGAUGAAAUUCCUGUUAUUGGUAGAAAAAUUCCAGGGUUCGUUUUUGAAACUGUAUUUGUGUGUAUGCAAUGUAGAUUUUAUAGUGUAUUGUGCUUUCAAGAUCUAAAUCAAAUAUAAUAAAUUAAGGGACAAUGGGGCUGACAGCACUAACUUGGUGCUUAUUGAUAUUUUAAGAAAUAUCUGUGAAGUAUCAUCAUUGAUGUAUUAUACCACUUCAUUUUAAAACACUUAAAUUACUUUGAUUCACUUUGACGCUUUUAAUAUCAUUUCCUAACCCAAGUGACUCAAAUGUUCUCCCCAAUGAAUAUACUCAUUAGAAUCAUUAGUAUCAUUCAUUAAUUAGUCCACUUACUAGACCCAUUAAUUUAAAUAUAUUUAGAUUUCAGUAAGUUUUAUAAGGUCCAACUUCAGAGUUAUCUACUUUCCUCUGAGGGUAACCUGUUUGUCCUGACCAUGCUUUUCGCCAUCACAUAUGUCUUCAGAAAGGGCCAAAUUCCCAACCUGCUCAAUUUCUUCAGAGUAUUGAUGAAUCUUUCGUCCUAGACCAAGUUUCGUUUAGACAAAGAGGGCUGUCUCCAAGAACCUCUAAUUUUCCAUCGUAUGUGAAAUAUAUGUUAGAGAAGCAUGGACCUGGGAGAAGCUGCAGACUUAUGCCUACAUUUGAGAUCAUUCCCAGUCCUCCCCAUCACUUCGAGUCUGGUUUAUCUGGCAUUAGGUGUCAAGGAAUUCUGUCCACCUUAAACCCAUGCUGUGGAAAUAGGCCCAACCAUGAGAUGAGAUGAGAAUUAGGCCCUGGAUGACUAGCAUUCUAGUUACUGUCUUGUUGAUUAAUUUCUGCCAUUCCAUGUCUGUGAAAGAGACCACCAAUAUCAUGCGCAAAAUUAGAUUUCUCACAAUCUAACUGUAUAUUUGUAUGAUAUCUUAAAAUCUCCUAAAUGCUGGGCAAUGGCUAUUAACAAUUGUUUUGCACUGGCCUUCUGAUGAAAUGUUAACAAUGCCUAUUGUAACAUAGACAAAACAUUUUAUCUACUGAUUUGGGCUGAAUGUAUGUAAAUAGGUUUUAAAAAAGUCAGAUAUUUAAGCGGUGGCCUACAAAUCAGUAAUUAUCAGAUAGGAGAGUUUCUUCACAUUGCUGUGGCAUCCUGAAAGUUAUCUUCACAUAAACUUGGUGUACCAGGCCUGCUGGGGAUCAGAGUCCCCAUGAAAGGAAAACUUUUCUUGUGAUAAUAUGAAUCAAGAUACCAGAUUAUCUGGAUUCUUGUUUCCGACGUUUCAAGUGGAAAACAUAGCUCUUUAUUGUCUGUAAAUCUAACAUUAUUACUUUUCCUCUUAGCAAAAUAUUGUAUUGUUAGAUGUUUGUUGAGCUGGUAACAUCCUUGCAACCGCUGCACUAUCUUUGUUAGUAAUCUGUAUAAUACUUUGUACACAAGUACUAGUAAGGUUGUUAUUCACUGUAGCUUCAGUCAUUGAAUUACUAUAGCAAAGUAGGACUUCUGUGAUAUUUACAAUGUAUUAAGCCCACACUAUAUUUUAUUUCAAUGAUGUAAUUAAAUUGUUAUUUAUUCAAAAAGCAAACAUCCCAUCAUGUCUAUUGUCCUAAGUUACCUGGAAUCAAAUAAAAAUUCUAGAUUAUCAAGAAGAACAUAA